CUUGUGUGUGUGUAUAUAUAUUAACAAAAUCAUCUCUGCAUAUCACCCUAGGCCGAAACUUCAUUGCUACACGCAAAUUUAAACCCUUCACUGCAAAGUCAGUUUCGUUUCCCCAUUUUUCGAUUCUGUUUACGUCGGAGCUCUGCCGUCCUCCGCCACAAAGGUCAUGGGGACGUCCUUAAUUCUUUCAGAUCUCGGCACUGAAAUCAUAAUUCCAGUUUGCGCUCUCGUCGGAAUCGUUUUCUCUCUCUUCCAGUGGUUUCUCGUCUCCAAAGUUAAGCUGUCGCUGGAUGGACCAGGCGGCAAGAAUGCGUUCACGGAAUCGUUGAUUGAGGAAGAAGAAGGAAUCAAUGACCACAACGUCGUUCAGAAAUGUGCUGAAAUUCAGAACGCUAUCUCUGAAGGAGCAACCUCUUUCCUAUUGACUGAAUACAAAUAUUCAACCAUGUACAUACAACAUCACCAAGCAAUGCAAGCCUGCUCUUUUCACAGCCAUCUUCAGCACUGUAUCCUUUAUCCUAGGGGCUGUAACCUCUGUUAUCUCUGGUUUUCUUGGAAUGAAAAAUUGCCACAUAUGCAAAUGCCAGAACUACCCUUGAGGCAAGAAAAGGUGUUGGAAAGGCUUUCAUUGUUGCAUUCCGUUCUGGAGCUGUCAUGGGAUUCCUCCUAG
Molecule: messenger RNA, 670 nt
Organism: Lactuca virosa
Lineage: Eukaryota; Viridiplantae; Streptophyta; Magnoliopsida; Asterales; Asteraceae
Source: the annotation of a GenBank genome assembly